Closterium sp. Naga37s-1 is the source of this 336-nucleotide messenger RNA. Lineage: Eukaryota; Viridiplantae; Streptophyta; Zygnematophyceae; Desmidiales; Closteriaceae. The record is from the annotation of a GenBank genome assembly.
AUGGCGGUCCCAGUGCCUUACAUCGCGUCGGUGGCGGGAUUCAUAUUCUUCGUCCACGCCGCGUUCUUCACGGCGCACUACCGGGAACAACUGAAGGACCUUGAUGAGCCAUUCAUCCUGCCUCCCACACAGGUUUUUAUGGAACUUGCUGCUGGUCUUUUCUUCACCAUCUGGGCAGCUGUGAACCUUCCAGGAGAAUCCUUCCUGCCCAUUCAGCUGUCCGAGGAUGUGAACAGGGUGGUGCAAACACCAGUGCCAGUCGACUUUAUGUGCUUCCAUCACAGAGCAGCAAUAUCUCCACCCCCUAUUCGUUUUGCCUUCAAGGCCCGACGAUGA